This is a messenger RNA of Lactuca saligna, 1116 nucleotides long. The record is from the annotation of a GenBank genome assembly. NCBI's taxonomy places the organism in Eukaryota, Viridiplantae, Streptophyta, Magnoliopsida, Asterales, Asteraceae.
AUGGGUUAUACGCCCGAGUUUCCAAAUACAGGUGUUGAGUUGCCGACCCCACAAACGGUUUUGAGGCCGGGUGGUCGUGAUGGAUUUGAGGAGUACUAUUUUGAGGGUGCAGAUGCACAGACAACCUUUCGGUCACCACAGACCCUGCACACGCCACAGCCACCAAACACGCCACCGACGCCGCAUGGCUCCACCUCUAGAGGUGUUACAGGCGGUCACGACUCGAAUGCGAGUGAUUUUCAGGAGUCUUCGUUGCCCUCAUCAGAUGAAAAGGGAAAAAGUUUGGGUUUAGGAAAAUCCACAACACGUGUAUUAGUCUCUAUUGGGAGAAUAUGGAUCAUCCGUGGCCCCGGUUUAGUGAUAUUCCCUAUGAGACUCUUUUGCAGAUGUUUUCGCAUUUCAAGGCAAUAUAUUAAAUAUAAAUUAUUGUGGAAUUCACUAGAAAAUAGUAACAUAUUUGAUGCCUUCAAGUGUGUCCUCAAGGAUAGAUACAGGGAUCGGAUGAAGCAUAUCAGGAUUAAAUCUGGGGACAUGACACGAAAUGAUGGGAAACCCGUCCCCCAUGUCAUUGUACCUACUACGAAGGGAUGCAUAACUAUCGCCCCGUGUGCGUACCGGAGAAUGUGUGGCCACCAUUGGUCGACAGAUAAGUGGAGAAAGAAUUCAAAAAUUGCUCAGCAGAACCGCAAAGUCGCAGAUGCUAAUGGGUCGACAGCUAGGCACACCGCGGGUAGUAUAGGAUUUGACGAGCACCGUAACAACUUAGAGGUUUAUCUACAUGAGAUGGUCAAAAAAUACGGAGAAGACUCUUCAAACCAUAAAGAUGAUGCGGAGGUAUGGGAGGAAACCCAACUUAGGAGAAAAGGAAAGAAGAAGGGUGAUAUCUAUGGCAUAGGAGCAUCAGAUAUACAUUUUGUGAUUUCUGGGACAUCGUCUUCCCAAUCCACACAAUCGGAUAGUACACAACAAGAGGUUGAUAGGUUGCGUGCACAACUUUCUACCAUGGAACAACAACAACAACAAAUGAAAGAACAAAUGGAAAUGGUUAUGAGGAUGAUGAAUAUGUCUGGAAAUCAACCCCGUAAUCCCCCUGAUAAUCCACCUGAGGACAAUUGA